AUGCCAGACUACACGAAAGACCAGGAAAAGGAGGUCGAGAGACUCCUAAAGAUAGAAAGCACAGACUAUUACACGAUUCUGCGAGUGGACAAGAAGUCGAACGCGGUGGAAAUAAAAAAGGCGUACCGGCGGUUGGCGAUGAAACUUCAUCCGGAUAAGAACAAGCAUCCACAGGCAGGUGAGGCGUUCAAGAAAAUCGCAAAAGCGUUUGAAGUGCUUAGUGAUGAGAAAAAGAGAAACUACUACGAUCAAACAGGAUCGGACCCGGACUCUCGCGGCAUGCCGUCGGGAGGAGCAGCAGGUAGUGCAGCGGGAAGAGGGCCAUCCGGCAUGGCAAGUGGAUUCUCGCCGUUUGCAAAUGACGGGUCUCAGUUUUUCUACACGAACUCAUCUCCGUUUGGCAACAUGGGAGGUGGCGGAAUGUUUGAUGAUGACUUGUUCAACGUGCUUUUCGGGGGAAACAACGGGUUCACCUUUGGGUUUGACGGCGCAGGGUUCAGGCGUGCCAAUUUUGGCAAUGGAUCGAGCUUUUUCUACCAAAAUGGGGGGCCUGGUAUGAGGCACAGAACAGCAAACGCAAGAAGAGCAAGGAGGAACGCCGGUCAGGCCGGUGGCAGGACACAGCAUGCAGAGAAUUCGGGUCACGGUAACCACUGGCUCAGCGUAUUGUACCAGUAUCUCCCGCUUUUGGUGAUUCUCAUACCGAUGCUUUUCAACGCACUUAUGGACUCGUUUGGGGACGGCUCGGGCGGCUUGUUCGACCGGACGCCGUCCUUUUCGUUUGAGACGUCGCCGGCAUACUCGGUGGAGCGUACUAGUCCCAAUCUAGGCAUCAAGUACUACCUUACAAGGCAAUCGGUGGACAGUCUGGCGCAGAAAAGAGACGCAGAGCAGAUUUUGCAGAAGUUGGGCCGUAAGGCCGAGGAUUACUACGUCAAGGAUAUGAAAAACAGGUGCCAGAGAGAGCAGAGGACCAAAGAGAGGAUGAUCGAGGAUAGCUAUGGUCUUUUUUUUGUGGAUCAAGAAAAGCUAAAGAAGGCCCAGGAGUACCCCACGCAGAGCUGCGAUCGGUUGAGAGAGUUGAGGUUGUUGUGA
This is a messenger RNA of Brettanomyces bruxellensis, 1095 nucleotides long. RefSeq lists its product as uncharacterized. The transcript has a single exon. Lineage: Eukaryota; Fungi; Ascomycota; Pichiomycetes; Pichiales; Pichiaceae. Gene Ontology annotation, cellular component: endoplasmic reticulum membrane. The coding region runs from base 1 to 1095 and encodes 364 amino acids. Gene Ontology annotation, molecular function: Hsp70 protein binding. Gene Ontology annotation, biological process: cellular response to misfolded protein. The record is from RefSeq and is a predicted model, not a curated record.